Messenger RNA from Vitis riparia (riverbank grape), 1751 nucleotides. Its product is annotated as ureidoglycolate hydrolase. Gene Ontology annotation, molecular function: hydrolase activity, acting on carbon-nitrogen (but not peptide) bonds, in linear amidines. The record is from RefSeq and is a predicted model, not a curated record. Lineage: Eukaryota; Viridiplantae; Streptophyta; Magnoliopsida; Vitales; Vitaceae. The transcript is spliced from 12 exons. The coding region runs from base 121 to 1545 and encodes 474 amino acids.
AUAAAUUAGCCACGCCACUCUUAUCGGUUGCACUAGUUCCAAUCCGCAACCGUGACAGCCAUCCCUCCAAAUCAUCUCGCCAGUCGCCACUGCACAACUCUCCACUCUCUUCCGCAGAAGAUGUUUCUGAAAUUCUUUCCAACUCCUCUGCUCUUCCUCUUGCUCUGUUCCUUGUCUGCAAUCUUAGCUGACUAUGAUGCAGAUCCAACAAGAAGUACUAUGGAACAGUUCUCUGGGUACCCGACUCAAGAACCCGACUCCGUCUCUUCCUUCUCUGUCGAUACCGUCUCUUCCUUCUCUGUCGAUGCCCAAGGUUUACAGAAACAGAUUGAUGAGCUAUCAAGUUUCUCUGAUACACCUUCCCCAUCAGUAACUAGGAUUCUGUACAGCAAGAUGGAUGUAUUCGCUCGCAGAUACAUUAAAAACUUGAUGGGUCUCUCUGGUCUCUUUGUUCGAGAGGAUGCUGUUGGUAACAUAUUUGGUCGAUGGGAAGGUUAUGAACCAGAGCUUACUGCUGUUGCAACAGGUUCUCACAUUGAUGCUAUUCCAUACUCUGGGAAAUAUGAUGGGGUCGUCGGUGUUUUGGGUGCAAUAGAAGCCAUUAACGUUCUAAGAAGGUCUGGUUUCAAACCUAGAAGGUCACUAGAGGUGAUCUUGUUCACUUCAGAAGAGCCUACACGCUUUGGGAUCAGCUGCUUGGGAAGUCGCUUAUUGGCCGGGAAUGAAGCGCUUAUGAAAUCUCUUGAGACAGUUGUUGAUAGUCAAAACAUAUCCUUUUUUGAUGCUGCCAGAGCUGCUGGGUAUGCAAAUGAUGAAGAGGAUUUGUCCAGUGUGUUUUUGAAGAAAGGAAGCUAUUCUGCUUUUGUGGAGUUGCAUAUAGAGCAAGGCCCCAUUUUGGAGGAGGAAGGAAUAUCUAUUGGCAUUGUAACUGCCAUUGCUGCCCCUGCAAGUAUCAAAGUGGAUUUUGAAGGCAAUGGAGGCCAUGCGGGUGCUGUCUUGAUGCCAAAUAGAAAUGAUGCAGGAUUGGCAGCUGCAGAGUUAGCACUAGCUGUUGAGAAACAUGUGUUAGAAUCUGGAUCUAUUGAUACUGUUGGUACUGUGGGUAUUCUGGAGCUGCAUCCUGGAGCAAUCAACAGCAUUCCAAGCAAAUCACAUCUAGAAAUUGACACACGCGACAUCAAUGAAAUGCGAAGGAACACUGUAAUUGAGAAAACCCAUCAGUCUGCUAUAACUAUAGCCAAGAACCGUGGGGUCAGGCUAUCAGAAUUUAAAAUCAUCAAUCAAGAUCCACCAGCACUUUCAGAUAAAUCAAUAACAGAGGCAAUGCAAGCUGCAUCUCAAGAGCUAAACCUAUCGCACAAGUUGAUGAUUAGCAGAGCUUACCAUGAUUCGCUGUUCAUGGCCAGAAUAUCUCCAAUGGGUAUGAUAUUCAUUCCAUGUUACAAAGGAUAUAGCCACAAGCCUGAAGAAUAUGCUUCCAUUGAGGAUAUAGCAAAUGGGGUCAAGGUAUUAGCACUAACACUCACCAAGUUGUCCCUGUACUAAUGCAUCUCAUCCACAGUUCUCAAUAAUGCCGUGUUUCUAGCAGCAAUAAAGCCGUGUUUCUAGCUGCUCAAUAUGCUUCCUUUGUUUAUUAGUUAUGGCACAUUUUUUCUACUGAGACUUAUAUUUGAUUUCCAUGUGAGAUUAACAUUAUUGUAAAAUAUGAAGCUGAUUUAGUAGCCCAAUCAACGUCCAUUCCUUCUGCAAAA